UUUGUGUCGACAACGCCCAUAUGCAUCAUCCUUCUAGGUCUAUUUGGGCUGUGGGAGACUAUAAAUGUUACUUAUGAGCCAGCAACAAGCGGAAUGGACUAUGUAUAGAUUCUUUUUUCAUGUGGCUAUGUCUGUGGCUCCUGCUGGAUUUCGUACUAAUCACUUGGCGGCCGAACUCUGGAUAGCAACUUAGGUGGGUCUUUUCCUGGGACUUAUAUAUUAUAUAUAUGCGCGCGGUUCGCGAUUCGCGAUUCGCUCUAUCACCAUUAUGGCGAACAUUACCGCCCUCCCCAAUCCAUAUACUCCGUUGGCAUUCCUGCCUCCUACCCUGGCCAACCAGCUUGAAGUCUCCAGGUAUAUGUAUGCAGUGACUCUCGGGGCUUAUGCCUGGGAUCUCGCCACUAACAUAGGCAAUGACUAUAAAUUACUUUUCCACUACAAAGUGAAUUUUCCGACAGUGGUUUACUUUCUGUCGAGGAUAUUCACUCUCAGUUAUAUCCUGACCAGUUUCAUCUUUCAAGUCGGCAGCGUUCCAAAUUGCCAGGCUCUUCAGGUUGCUUUUGGAGUCUGCAUGGCACUUUCUCAGUCUACAACAGCCAUACUCUUUCUUUUGAGGGUGCUCGCCGUAUGGCAUGGGAACAAGCUCAUUCGUGGAGUGUUUAUUUUUUUGUGGUUCGCGGUCGCGGUCGCCUCUACCACUAUCGCGUUCGGCACCAAGGGCGCUCACAUUGGACCAACUCAGCAGUGCAUCAAUGUACAGGUGGCAGGCUACAUAGAGUCAACGCUGAUAAUGGCACUUAUCAACGAUAGCACUGUUCUAACGGCCAUCUCAUAUCGCAUCCUGAGGAAUUGUGUCCUUGAAGAUUCGUUUAAAGCUCGCGUGCGGACGUUUGUGGGCGGCGGCGGGUCCAUCCCGCAUCUUUCUAAGGCCUUGCUACGAGGUGGUCAGCAUUACUACUUGAUAGCUGUAUGUGGUAACAUCGUGAUCCUUGUCCUUUUGAAGGAUCCCAGUGUGCCAGCCGUGUACCAUGCCAUGUGUAGCGUUCCAAUCUUUGCUCUCAUCAAUGCUAUGGGGUGCAUCGUCUUCCGGAACAUCAAGUUCGGACACAUUUCUGCAGAUGGCGCUGCAUAUAUCCCUUCCACAGAUCAAUCACGCUCGUACCCUAACAGACCAACUGGCAACUCUCUACCCCUUCAUGUUCGCAGUGCAUACCAUCAGGAUGGAGACGUGUUCACCAGGAACAUCAAUGUCACGGAGGUCAAGGUUUCACAGGUCGUAGAAUUAGACCCAGAUUAUGAGCGAAAUCGUUUGUCGCUGUCAAAGGGACCUCAAUACGACGAGAGCACGUAGGCUUGUACCCCAGAAAUCCUUGCGUUUGCGUACAGGAUUACUGGGGGGCUAGGUGGACACAUGUAUGAUAUAUAGUAUAUUGUCCCCUGCUGGUCGAUCCAGUGCCAUAAAAAUAUAUUUAGUCAGGGUUUUCUAUGUCGG
Molecule: messenger RNA, 1492 nt
Organism: Suillus clintonianus
Lineage: Eukaryota; Fungi; Basidiomycota; Agaricomycetes; Boletales; Suillaceae
Exons: 5
Coding region: 269-1351 (360 amino acids)
Source: RefSeq, a predicted model, not a curated record